AUGAAGUUCCAAACUGUUCUUUCCGCUCUCCUUCCCGCCUUUGCGCUGGCCGCACCGUCCUCGGAGCCGAGACAGGCCAAGCCUCCCGCCUUUUUCCUCGCCGGCGACUCGACAACGGCGGUACAGUCCACCGGCGGCGGUGGUUGGGGUGAUGGUUUCCUCGCCUCUCUGAAGAAGCCCGCUUUCGGCACCAACUAUGGCCGCAACGGUCGCACGACGGUUGACUACGUCAGCCAGGGACACUGGGCGACGGUCAAGAAGGCGGUCCAAGACAACGCUAAGAACUUUGACGUCUAUGUCACGAUUCAGUUCGGCCACAACGACCAAAAGCCUGAGAAGAACAUUUCCCUCGACCAGUACCAAGCCAACUUGGUUAAGCUUGCCAACGAGAUCAAGGCCCUCGGCGCCACCCCUAUCCUCGUCACCCCCCUCACCCGCCGCAGCUUCACCAACGGCGUUGUGACCAACAACCUCUCCAACGAGCGCCAGCGCACCAUCGCCGCCGCCUCGCAAGCCAAGGCUACCUACAUCGACCUCAACCUCUACAGCCGCAAGUUCGUGCAGGCCAUUGGCGAGACCAAGGCUCACUCUUACAACCUCAAGGACGGUGACAACACCCACCUCAACGUCGAGGGAAGCAAGGUCUUUGGCAGACUCGUUGACGACUUGUUGAUCCAGAAGAAGCCCGCGCUUUCUUCCUGGAUCAACCCCGACAAGGCUCUUAGCGACGAGAUCUGGAAGGCUAUUAACAGCUCCUCUGUCUAA
This is a messenger RNA of Colletotrichum truncatum, 765 nucleotides long. Its product is annotated as GDSL-like Lipase/Acylhydrolase. The record is from RefSeq and is a predicted model, not a curated record. Gene Ontology annotation, molecular function: hydrolase activity. NCBI's taxonomy places the organism in Eukaryota, Fungi, Ascomycota, Sordariomycetes, Glomerellales, Glomerellaceae.